AUGGCGUGCAACAGCUGGGAUAAAUUGUGUAAGGCGCAGCGUGACUACCCAAAAGCCAAGUUUGCAGAUUCGUUUGUUCAAAAGUCGUUGAAGAAAAGCCCCAAGAAUCCAUUUUUGUUGGCUUGGAAAGCGGACAUCUCACUGCAACUCACCCAAGAUCCAAAGAAUGUGCUUCUCCAAGUACAGCAGGCAUGGCAGCAGCCCGGACCCUACGAUAUCCGGCUGCUAGCAUAUCUCUACAGACUAUCUGCCGAGGCGAUGCGAAGAAGCAAUGCUACCAACACUUGUAUGAGUGGACUCGGCAAUGAGAACUCCAAGGUUUGGCUUAGCGCUUCAAAAACACUGAGCCCUCAGGAACGGCAAGAGUUAUGGUCCGCGCUUGGCAAGGUUGCAUGGCACGAACAAUGCUGGGAAGAUUUUCGCUUUGCUGUCGUUCAAUACAGCAAGGAGCUCAAAGACACCUCCGCGUCUGCAUCAAUGAAGAAGCAUACCCACUUCAUACAAAUACUCGCAACGCAACUUGCAGCCGAGCAACAACUCCAGAUACCCGGCGCUAGCCUCAAGUCCAAGGUACAGUUCGAGCUAGCACGUAGGCUACUGAAACAAUCAUACGAAGCGUCUCCAGACGAGCCGAUUGCGUGUAAAGACAUCCGGGAUCUACGCUUCAUGGGUGAGAUUUUCGCACGACAACGUAAAUGUGAUGAGCUCAUAGAGCUCUGGAACAACCCACCUGCUACCUUGAAGGAUCUCAUGACGACGCACCAAGCCGACUUACAGAUCAUGAGAAUCAGACUCUCAAGGGAGAGCAAGCACUGGUCGCUUGUUGAGAGUGAAUCACGGGCUAGGAUUGAGAACGCGAUAUCGCAAAUAACCGAGAAUCCAGACUCCAAGGCGCUGUGGGAACUCUGUGCUUGGAAUGUGGAUUUAUGGACAGAUUGGCUAGCAGCACUCCGAAUAAAUCUGCCCAAAAACGAGGCUAUCCGCACUGUUAAUGAUGUCCUACACCGUGCUUUUGGAACAGAACUACGAACCAACGAUCGUGCGAUGAGUUUGACGUACAUGAAGCUUCGUCAUUUCGUCGGAGUUCCAAUGGCAGGCGACUGCCUGGCAUAUUGGAAGAAUCACUCGACGCUUACCAGCUGUUUCACAGACAUCCGCCCAUUUUUGGAAACAUUGCACAACAACCAUGGUCCCGGAGGUAAAUCGCACUUUUUCCAAAGCUUGAAUACUGUGAUAAGUUCGACAACGGGGAAUAAAUAUACGCAAGAACAGUGCAACAUACACUCAGAGAACAUCAUGAAAAUUACCCAUCUAAUCACAUCGCCAGUGGCGGAGAAAGGCUGGCAAGGCGACAUAUUUAAUGUUCUGAAGUACAUCCUUAAAACGGUGUGUAAAUCGUCGGGCUUCUACGAGCCCAGCUCCUCGGGAGGAUUCCUUGCGGUUUAUUCCCUCCUACGAAUGCAUUAUGUCGUUAUGCGCUACGAAGAAUCUCAACACCCUUUUGAGAAUACGCCGAACUCUCGGCUCCUCUUACAAGCUGCAAUGCUUGCACGCCACCUAGUCGCUUGCGACAAAGAAAAGCAAGACCGGCCGCGCGCAUUACUCGCUGCCAGGAUACACCUGAACCUAGGUCUUGGAAAGUCGGCUUUCCAGAUGUACAGCUACACCAAAUGCAAGGAGAUGUUGGUUCAUACUAUUUCUCCAUACGUCUUGUCUCGCCUCUCGAUAACACAUCCGUUUGGUGCCAAAGGCUACCAAGGCUUCUCAGCAGAAGAAGAACUCGGGAAAGCCAUUGGUACCAUGGAGAGAAUGGAGUCCAAGACGGAUGACACGAUAUACCCUGAUCUCAAAACAAUCCCAUGGGAUCAAGCUAUCGGUCUAUUGUCUCUGAGGGGGAAACUCAAAUCAAGUUCAACAAAACAUAUAUGCAAUCUGGAGCGCCGUCGCAUAGCGCGACUAAAGGGGGAACCAGUUGAUCAGCUACCUGUUCUAGACCGGCAAAGUUUCCAGAACAUCGUCGACAAUGUGGACAGAUGUGUCUUCCCCGACUUUGACGAUACGCAAUCUUCUGGUCCGUUGCCAUAUGUCAUGCCCAACGUAGUUCCCAAUCUACCAUGGCUCAUAGAAAGCUAUUCGAUCUGGGAGGCCAGCAGCAGAGUGCUAUACAAGGAGACGCAAACGUGGGAAGACGUAGGCUUGUGGGUAGAUGAAAUUGCUACCCCCAAAGAAGGCCAUCAAGUCGAAACGAACAACACCCCAGCGGAAUCAAGAGCUGAAAAAUCAUGGCUUGGCAUUAAUACAAUUGUUGUGACCAUGGCCGGACAAGCAGAUCCGAAGCUGCUCCCUGGUGUUCUCACAGAGCUGUCAGAAGAGCUUCACGCAAUGCGUCUAGCGAUGGAGAAGCUGCGCAUGCCUAAUAAUACCAAUUUGAAGCUUGAUGAUGAGCCCACGAUGUUUCACGAAAACAUGCUCAUUUCGUGCUACACCAAGCUGGAGAUUCUCCGCGCACUUAUCAGAACGGACGAUCUACUCCGCGAGAAGGUACUCAGUCCUAAGAGCACGCACCCACUCAAAUCCAAGCUACCAAAGAACUGGGUUAGCGAAAUAGAGACGGAAACAAAGUUGUGCUAUGAUGCGAUACGCGAUGUGGUCCAUAGCUACAUCAACCUAAUCGAAAAGAAGGGUGUAGCUGCAAUCAAGGCACAGGUACGGUGGGGCGAGACAGGCGAAAUACUGAAAUCGAUUCUCAGCGAUUCGGAUGUGGAAGCAUAUGCAUUGGAAUACGUUGACAGCGCGCUGCACGCUUGGAAGGGGGUGCUGCAGGUCAAACUCAGGUAG
Bipolaris oryzae ATCC 44560 is the source of this 2838-nucleotide messenger RNA. RefSeq lists its product as uncharacterized. The coding region runs from base 1 to 2838 and encodes 945 amino acids. The transcript is spliced from 7 exons. The record is from RefSeq and is a predicted model, not a curated record. Lineage: Eukaryota; Fungi; Ascomycota; Dothideomycetes; Pleosporales; Pleosporaceae.